AAUUCCAAUCGGAUGAAUCAGGGCCUGAAAUUCUUGAAGCGACAACACAUUUCAUGCAGUGAUAGGAAAAAUUACGCUUCGAUGAUGAAAAAAAAACAUGCAUGAUCAUGAAAUUCUUCAGUAUUUAAAACACCAUCAUUUUGUAGAGAAAAUAUAUAAAAUGGAAGAGCAACAAGGGAUUGCUAUAAAUAGAAACGCAUCAGCCUUAUUGUCUUCAGGCGACAUCGAUCGAUUGAAAAAGAACGUCAUUUCUGGAACUCAGGACUAACUCAGGAAAGUAAAUUUAAAUCAAGCAUUAAAAUGGUCUCUUGGUAUUUUUUCAAUUGCCUAUUAGCAGUGCAUCUGUGUGUUUUGUGUUGCUAUAUGGCUAUGCUGGUAUUUCACUACGCAAAAAAGAAGAAAAAAACCAAGCGUGAACGAAUGCCACGAAAGAUCAAGACAUCCUGGCAGAAAAUGAUGCCGAACGGAAGAAAGUUGCAUAAAACCGUACAAAAAAUAUGGUCAAAUCAUUGCCCAUUUGCCGAUUUGCAUUGCAAUGUUGGCUCAUUUUCUUUGGCUAAUUCAACGAGUUGCCGAUAAUGCAUGGAUGGAUGGAUGGAUGGAUGGAGGAGAAACUCAGAAUUAAACUAUAGUGAUCGAUAAUGUGUGAGCAGGCGUGCAUAACAGCAAACAUUAUAAUAAAAUCGAACAAACAACAAAUUUCCAUUGGAAUUUUCAAAAAAGGAAACCAAACACCAAUUUCACCGCUGAAACCGGCCACAUGCACGAUCACCACAAUUGAAUGGGAUCAUCCAGCAAAAAAGAAAAGCAAAUGCGCUACACACUUAAUUGGCAAAAAAAGAUAACUCUUUUCCACUGAUAGAAAAAGUAACAGGUAUUCAUAAGUGCGACGCACGCAUACCGCAAUCGAGAAGCCAAGAACAAGUGAACACAUACACACGAUCUCUGUGUUAUACACCAUCGCUGGUAGCAGACGCGGUGCGGCAAGUGUGUGCAAUGUGGUCGUCGAAAGUAAUUCUCUUCUCCUUUAUUACCGAUUCCUCAGCUACUCUUCUUUCUCCCAUUAUUAUCAACGCAUACGCUGCCAUAAACACACACACACUCACACGCAUCCGUAUUCUGAACGCAGUCGUCGUACGCUCAACUUUAGCUGGCAAUACGCCAGCAUAUACAUGGCCAUUGACCAUAACCCACACAAACACAUACGCAUGCGCGCGCACCGACCGAAGCAAACAAGACAAGACAAGAUUUAGUCAUCAACGAACCAUCAAACUUCAACGAUCGCAAAAAUUUUCGAAUUACCAAAGAAAUGGAAUACAAACAACUGUGUAAGAUGUGUGACACCGAAAAAUCCUGCUGCCCAAAGUGCCAUCCAUACAUCGCUGGAUGCAUUGUGGUUGUGAUUUUCUUAUUUUCUGCUUAUCAUGCGAAUGACAUCAAACACUUUGUAACAUCAUUUUUCCAAAUAAAUUCCAAUGCAUCUGAAUCACCUGCGAGCGGCCAUCCGGAAUUCGGCACCGUCGCUGCAGCUAUGAUUGACAAUACAACCACGGCCAAUAGCGUUCAAUUGCAACAAAUGCCAAUUUUAUUGCUGACCCUAACAAUAUUGCCGAAUAUUUUAGUAUGAAUUAUGUUUAAGACAUCAGAAAAAAUUUCACUUUGAUAUGAUAAGACUACCAAAAUAUCCUCAUCAUUUUAGUACUUAUUUAAACAACGAAAAGAGAAAAAAAUAUGUUCCCAUAGCAUAGGUAGCAAAUUAUUUUGUUGACUCAAGUUUGUACGUGUUUUAUAUUUAUUAAAUGAAAUAUUUUUUAUAAGAUUGUGUGUGUUCGUAUAUGAUAAACAAAGCGGAGAGAUAAGAUAUAUUGUACUGAAUGUAGAAUAAAAUAAACGAGACAUUUUUUUUAUAUGCGGAAAAAAAACACAAACGUUUGAUUUUUAUUUGCAUAAAUAAUGCGAUUUCAGUUCAUAAGAAUAUUCCGUCGUUUAUUCUUCAGACACUUGACGCAUUUCAAUAUUUCGGUUUUAUUGUUUUCAUUUUGCUCGUUUCAUUCUGGUGUUCUCUCCGGAUCUGCUGCAUAUAGAACAUGUAUGUGCGUGCAUAUAGUUUGCACUUCGGCACUGGUUUUAUUUCAUUUCGUGUUUGACCGUCAAACGCAUCGCAUCUCUCGUCGUGUCAUUCAUUUAUGGCCAAAUCGCAUAUUGCUUUUGUAGCCGAAUCGAAAAAGCCGCAAAACCCGUUUCUCUCAAUGGCCAACCGUAUCAAUUCACAGCUGAGCGAAUUAACAACGAUAUCGUCGUCGUUGUCUUCGUCGAACGAUUUUUGCGCGAAACUGGCGAAAUGCGACCAUGUAAACAUAGCGUACGUAUUUUUGGUGCUGUUUCUCAUCGCAUUCAUUUGUCAACAUUCGUGGAAGCGAUGGAUUGCUCGACAAACCGAAAUCGUCAUUCAAACGUUAACCGUAAAACUAGGUGCGCAUAAUUGUUAAGUAAGUUAAAUCUCUCCCUCUCUCAGAAUACGAAAGAAGAUGUACGCGUUGCUUGUUGUUAAUCCGUUGUGUUGGUGUUCAUAGUAGUAGUAGUACGUUGUCGUUGUCGUUGUCGUUGUCGUUCAAGUCGAUUAGAUGGGUUUAUUUUCUCUUUCUCCGUUUUGGCAUUGAUUCGGUGCGAUCGGAUUAAAAAUGCAUUUCAAAUGCCAAACAACGAUCCGUAAGUAUGUCUAUCGGAGCAACAAGUAACAGGCGAACAUGAGCACAAAGCUGAGUGUUUCUUGAACCGAGUAAGUAGCAGUCGAUCGCUGAACCAAGAUCCAUACACAGAAGAAGAAUGAGUAAAGAGAAAAGCGAAUCAAAACAUUAACACACACUCAUCACGCCAUCUAUCAAUGGGCUUUGUGAUCUGCAGUGAAAAUCAUCUGGUCACAUCAUAAACAAAAAUAAUCUCAAAUCAACAUAGUCGACCGUGUUUAUUCAUUGUGUCCGUAGGCUUUGACAUUUAUACACGAAGUUUUGCAGCGACAGUAAAAAUGAGCGGUCGAGCAGUUUUGGGUGCAUUUGUUUUGCUAGCAGUGAUUGUGAUAGUGAUCAUGAUUUUUCGAAGCGAUGAUGAUACGCCAAUGGAACAACCAAAAGUGAAUAUUUGUCGACAAAAGGAAGAGCCAUCGUACAAGGAAUACUUGGUCGAAAAUAAUUUAAAUGACCUGCAAUUGAAUGAUAAUUUCACUGACAUCGAUAUCGUGUCGCAGAAUGUGGUGGUUCGUGCGCACAAAGUGAUUUUAGCGGCGCAUUCUGCAUAUUUCGAUUCGAUGAUUUGGUUAAGUAACAAAACGGAUGCAAAUGAUAGAGAUAGCAAAGAUCGCCUUGAUUUGCCAUUCGUUGAUCACAAAACCGUUUCGCACGCGCUGAAUUUCAUCUAUACUGGUUCAUUGCCCAUCGAACUAUUCAACAACGAAGACGAAUAUAGCAAUUUAUUGCGAGCGGCAACCGAAUUUCAAUUGGAUUGGCUAAAAUGUGAGAUGUCAAAGCGUUUGAGCAUACGGAUUAAUAUAAAAAAUGCCGGAUCGUUGGUUGUGCUGGCCGAUGAGACCGAUUCCCGAUUCCUGAUGACCCUCGCAUCACAUUUUCUACUCGAACAUUUCCAUGAGAUUAGCAAAACAAAGGAGUGGCAACAGUUGGUCAACAAUCAUGCAAACGUUUUAGCAAAUGCGAUUGAUUUUCAAGGUAAACUACCUGCAAAUGUGAACUGCGAUAUUCAAUGUCAACCGUCAACAGUGGCAACGCCAUCCGGUUUCAAGAGAUUGCGUCGAUUCUUUAUCACCCAACGCUAUGCUGAUGCCGAAGUGCAUGUCGAUAGCGGAACCGGUAAUGGGAAAAAAGUGUUUCACGUUAAUCGUGCCGUUCUAAUUGCUCAAAGUCCAGUAUUCCGGCAACAAUUUGCCGACUCACCAAAUGUGAUACAAAUGCUCAACACCAGCACUGACGCAUCCGAAGACUUUCUCAUUUUCAUGUACAGUAGCUGGCCAGCUCAAUUGAAAAAAUUAACCGAACCUCUACUAUAUUUAAGUGAUAGAUAUCAAAUGGUUGCCCUAAAAAAAGCAUGCGAAGAUGUCAUCAUAAAUGGUAUGACCGUUGAAAAUGCAGCGAACAUCGUUCAAAUUGCCGACAAAGCCAACUCAAAGCGAUUAUCAUCGGUCGUAUUGGAUUUCAUAUUAAAGCAUCGCAACCAAGUAGUGGCGACAAAAGCCUGGGCCGAAUUAAAAGAGAAAAAUCCAGAAUUACUAGCCAAAAUAUUUUUUAAUUUACAUUAAUUAAGGGAUUAAUUAGCUGUCGUCGUCCAAUCAACAAGUUAAUGUAGAAGUCAGGCCAAUAGGAUCUAUUGGUCCAAUUUUUUUUUCGAGGGAUACAUAUUUUCUUUAUAUAUAAAAUACGAUUAACAAUUUUAACAAAUGAAUGGAUUAGCAUUUUUAUUUUCAUGACUUUCAAUUGAAAUCAACCGCUCUUGUCUUUGUGUUGCAUUUUUAUUUGACAGAUUCACUUGAUUGUGUCAAACGCAAUGGGUGAACAUAACCUAAAACAACAUUGACCAUCUGCACGGUGGUGUUAGUUUGAACCGGUGAAGCGAAUAGUGUUGAUACUUUGUUUGUGAGUGCAGCUGCUUCGUCAGAUUCGAAUAAAAAUCCAUUUGGCUUGAAUUAAUAGUUCAUCGGACAAAAUGCAGGCCGAAAAUGUCGGUUCACAAUGGGAUAUCAUGAUGAAUGUGCUGAUUGACAGCGGAAAAUAUGUGGAUAAACAAGUGUUUCGCUUUUCGGGAGAAUUAUCAACAAUCGAUUUCUUGAACCAAAAUUCAACACUCAGCGAUAGCCUACGUCGAUGGAUUACAAAAUUGAAUGAAACACGCACACGCUCCGUCAAUCUGACCAAUCGUCUUCGGCAAGGUGGCAAUCAGUAUUUUGCCGAGAUUGUCGAACCAUUCGAUGUAGCAGCCGAUUAUUAUACAAAGGCCAUAUUCAGUGCGCCAAAAGAUAGCGUCGAACUGGCAUUAGCCCAUGCCAAUCGAGCCGCUUGCUAUUUGCGUAUGCUGGAAUUUAUGGAGGAAGGUUACCAUGACUGCGAACUGGCUUUGAAAUUCAAUUAUCCGAUGAAUAAACGUGAUAAGUUGCUGGAACGGAAGUUUUAUUUGGGCAAAAAUGUUGAAGAAAGACAAGUGGCGCUUCGGGAAAUGGAGGAGCUAGUCGAAAAAGAGAUAUUCAUGGAGAAUCAAAUGAAAUUACCGAAGCUGCGCAAGUUGCUUGAAGAUAUGCGGGUUCGAGGCGAAGAAUCAAGUAAAACAAAGCCAACGGAUGAUAUGUUCGAAAAUAAGCAAACAAUUGAAAAAUUCAACGAAUCGGUUGGACGCUAUGUCAUUGCUGGCGAAGACAUCAAAAAGAAUCAACCGAUUUACCGAGAAAAGGCGUUUGCUUUUGUGCCCGUUUACAAUGAUUAUCAUCCGGACACAAUCCCGUAUCAUUGUCAGAAUUGCGCGAAAACCAAUUGCAUUCCAUUUCCAUGCUACGCAUGUGCUCGUGCAUCCUAUUGCAGUCCAACGUGUGUCGACCAGCACAAAAGUAUCCACAAGUUUGAGUGUGCUGGUUAUCAGAAAAAUUUGUGGAUGAAAAUCGGUAUAGCUCACUUGUCAUUUCGUAAUUUUGUGAUUGGUUUUGCUGAUGCAAUCGAGCGACUUAAUCAAACCGAUGCGACCGCUGAGCAAAUAUUGGAAAAACUUACGGCAAUAAAUGAAGCAGACUUUGUGUAUGGUGAUGUACUGCGGCUGGUUACGAAUUUUGAUAAAAUGGACACAAGUGAUUGCCUACGAUACGCACUCACAGCUCAAUUGCUUGCCGUUUACUUGGAUGAAUGUACCGAUUUUUUCACGAAUUUACCACAAAAAUGCAAACAAAUCAUGCCGAAUGUGGAUGACUGGAAGAAAUUCACGGCUGCUGUUCUUAUGCGGCACAUUGGACAAUUGGUUUCAAAUGGUCACGCCAUUUCGGAUAUUGAAUUGAUGCCGCCUAGUCUUUGUGACCAUAGCUACCGCGAUACCGAAACUAUAAUGGUUCAUGAUCUUCAUCUCGUGACAUCUUCAUCUCGCAUUUUCACUGCAAUCUUCCCCAAAGUCAGUAUGCUCAAUCAUUCGUGUGACCCGAACAUCUCCAACCGUUUCAAUGGGCCAUUUCUGAGCAUUUAUGCUUCACGCGAUAUUGCCAAGGAUGAAGAGAUCUUCAAUUGUUACGGCCCAAACUACAAGCUUAUGUCGAAGGGAGAACGUCAAGCAGCACUCAAGCAACAGUAUUGCUUCGAUUGUAAAUGUGAGAAGUGCUCCAACAAUGAUCAAACAUUCAUGAAAUAUCACGAGUACAUCUGUCCGAAUGGACAGUGCCGUUCAUCAAUUGCAAUCGAUUUCCCGGAACGUCAAUGGUGGCACUAUCUGCAUGAUGACCAACUUAUGGCACAACUUAUGUCGAAAUUCAAUUGCAAAAAAUGCAAAAAAAUACUACUAUUGAAUCCACGGUCGUUGAAAGAUUUCUUCGAGGCAACCAGCACCGAGAACGAUCUCGAAUUUCAAUUUUAUCGAAAACGGCGAAAAACCGAAACGGCCGCGUCUUACUACAUGACUGUGUCCAAGUGUUUGUCAAAGUAUCACGAGUUGAAGACAGUCAUGGCACAAGCGUUGCUACGGUAUCAAAUGCAUGUUGAUCAAAAAGAAAUAUUCGCGACAUUGGCAUACAUCACCGUCGAUAACUAUGUGAUUUGUCGUGAGCGUUUCGGGCAAUUUAGUUUGGAAACGGUAAUGGCAAUAACAUAUGCUCUGAACGUGCUGCUAAUGGCCAAGGAAUUGGAGUUGGACAAAAAAAUGCAAAAGCUAUUGCCGGAAAUUGAGAAAAUCCGAAAAGUGCUCGAUGUCAAGAAGAUGGAGAAAUCGCUGACGAUCUUAUCGGAACCAAUGCAGACGAUAUUCAAAAAUGCCAUCAAAGAAAUCGACGAAACGGUGAAGCUCAACGAUCGCGUAUCAAAAUUUAAUCUAGAAAGCGAUGAUGAUCAUGACGAUACAGUGUCACUGGCAAGUGAUGAUGAUUCAAUAGAUUGAGUCAUUUUUGUUUUGCUUUACAAUGGAAAAAAUCCAUUUCUUUGACAUAAAAACAAUUAAAUAAUAAAAA
This is a messenger RNA of Sitodiplosis mosellana (orange wheat blossom midge), 7192 nucleotides long. Its product is annotated as SET and MYND domain-containing protein 4-like. Gene Ontology annotation, molecular function: protein binding. The record is from RefSeq and is a predicted model, not a curated record. The coding region runs from base 4711 to 7122 and encodes 803 amino acids. The transcript is spliced from 9 exons. NCBI's taxonomy places the organism in Eukaryota, Metazoa, Arthropoda, Insecta, Diptera, Cecidomyiidae.